AUGAAGUCAGUCACUCCAGCCAGGGAGACAACCCCUCUCUUACCGAAACAUGAGUCCAACUCUCCUAGUCAUUCCGGAUGGUUCCCCCCGAUCCGCAGAGUCAUGUUCACUGCAUGUCUGCUGUCCUUGACAUUCGCCUUUACGCAAACUUCUCUGAUCUACUCGUUCCGGACAAUGACAUGCAAUGAGUAUUACAAGCAUCACGCGUGGGAUGGUCCAGAGGACAAAAAUCGUUGUGCCAUUCCGAGGAUCGAGUCAAGCACAGCUGCCAGUAUCGCUCUGAUGAGCUCGACGACGACCAUGUGUACCCUCCUCAACCUCUUCGUCACUGGCUAUUGGAUCAAGCGCUUCGGUCCAAAGGCAGCCAUGUUUCAGCAAACAGCCUGGGCAGCCAUGCGUAAUCUCACCCAGAUCUAUGCCCAGACCGUCGGAGGCGCUACGGGUAUCAAAAUCAUUCAGACUACGCAGUUGUUCAAUAUUAUGGGCUCAGGAGGUGGAUAUGGUCUCGCUGCCAAUAGCUUCAUUGCUUUCUUGGCAGAGCCAGAAGAGCGUACGAGUCAAUUUGGUGUCCUCGGCGGAAUCAUGAUGCUUGGCGCGGCAGGUGGAUACACUUUUGGAGGAUUGUCCGAGAGACUCAUCGGUCCACUUGCACCUUUUCAAUUCGCCUUUGGUCUAUUGGUGUUCUGCACCAUCUUUGGAUCGCUGUUCCUGCCUUACUUUGAGCCUGAGAAACAGGAUGACGAGCAUGAGAAGCAGUCAAAGUCAUUCUUGUCACCUCUCAAGGUCUUUGUCCCUGUCAAAAAGGAGCAACCGGACGGACGACUCAAGAGGGACUGGAAUCUCUUCCUCCUGGGAUCAGGGGCAUUCUUCAGCGUUCUGGCAACGGGUUACGUUGGCAUGGCUCUGCAGCUGGUGGCCACAAACGUUUUUGCUUUCGGUCCAGCCGAUAGCGGCAUAAUGCUGUCCAUCUUUCUCCUGAUGAAGGCAUUCUUCCUGUCGCUGUUGUUCCCUCGUAUCAUCAAAUCGGGUCGUCAAUGGCUUUCCAAGUCACCAGCUUCGGAGCCCAUCACAAGAUCUUCCUCCGUGUCAUCGUCUAGGACCGUGGCGCAAGAAGACCUCGAUGAUCCUGUGCAAGCGGAAGAACCGACAGUCGUUUCUGCACCUCAACAUAAUCCUGCACCGGCUCCAACUGAUGUCAAACAUGGUUCCUUGUGGGACUUGUACUUUUUACGAGGUAGCAUCUUCCUUGACGGAUUCCUCACGAGUUGGGUCAGUCUGGCACAUCAAGGAUGGCACAUGUAUCUUGCGGCUGUCGUACUCCCGUUCGCCAGUGGUACGGGGUCCGCUUGCAAAGGUGUCACGUUGGAUUUUGUCGGGCCUGACGAGCGUGCGGAUGCUUUGAGUGCUAUUGCCUUGGUGGAGAAGCUGGCGCAAGUAUCGACCGUGGCGAUGUUCGGUACAGUCUUCUCAGCUCUCAGUGAGGUUGGUCGACCUUUACUGAUCUUUCUUGCGAAUGGUGCUAUUGCCAUGGUUGGCUGCGUCUUACUGCUGUGCGUAAAGCUGCCGCGCCAGAGCGGAGUGAUGAUCUGA
Molecule: messenger RNA, 1590 nt
Organism: Kockovaella imperatae
Lineage: Eukaryota; Fungi; Basidiomycota; Tremellomycetes; Tremellales; Cuniculitremaceae
Product: major facilitator superfamily domain-containing protein
Exons: 6
Coding region: 1-1590 (529 amino acids)
Biological process (GO): transmembrane transport
Cellular component (GO): membrane
Molecular function (GO): transmembrane transporter activity
Source: RefSeq, a predicted model, not a curated record